This is a messenger RNA of Ctenocephalides felis (cat flea), 1476 nucleotides long. RefSeq names its product tetra-peptide repeat homeobox protein 1-like. NCBI's taxonomy places the organism in Eukaryota, Metazoa, Arthropoda, Insecta, Siphonaptera, Pulicidae. The record is from RefSeq and is a predicted model, not a curated record. Bases 1 to 1476 code for a protein of 491 amino acids. The transcript is spliced from 2 exons.
AUGUUGAAAAAAGACGUCCGCAGUUCCGUCGGCGGCGUCGCGCACACGGCGAAUGGGGAUGUAUUAUAUGUGCCUGUGCAGUCAGCUGUACUGAACAGCGAAAGUGAAGUGCGCGAAUAUAAAAGCUUUGUGCCCGACCAGGAAGAUAUCAGUAACUCGUUUGCUUUUCACAUCUCCAAACGUACCAACAUGAAAUUACUGAAUUGCAUUGCGCUAUUGCUAGCGCUGGCGCUGCUAGUGUCUGCCGAAGCAGAAAAAAAAGCACAAGAAACUAAAGUAGAAGAUACUAAACCCGCGGUUGAAGAAUCAGCACAAGCCGAAAAGAAACAAGACAAACGUGGAAUACACGGUUUCGGUUUUGGAGGACACGACUUUGGCGGUCAUGACUUCGGAGGAUCAUCCGGCGGAUCAUCCGGCGGACAUGACUUCGGUGGAUCAUCCGGAGGACACGAUUUUGGUCAUGGAUUAUCUUUGGGAUCUGGAGAUGACCAUCAUGUUAAAACGAUAACCGUUGUUAAAAAUGUUCAUGUGCCUUAUCCAGUUGAGAAGCAUGUUCCCUACCCAGUAGAGAAGCAUGUUCCAUAUCCAGUUAAAGUACCAGUUCCACAUCCUUAUCCAGUUGUGAAACACGUGCCUUAUCCAGUUAAAGAAAUCGUUAAAGUACCUGUGCAUAUUCCUAAACCAUACCCAGUUGAAAAACAUGUCCCAUACCCUGUCAAAGUUCCAGUCGAUCGUCCUGUACCCGUAAAGGUAUACGUUCCUCAACCCUACCCAGUAACCAAACACGUACCAUACGCUGUUAAAGUACCAGUACCAGCUCCAUUCCCAGUAGAGAAGAAAGUACCUUUCCCAGUCAAAGUACCAGUCCAUGUUCCACAACCUUACCCAGUCAUCAAACACGUACCAGUACCAGUCAAGGUUCCAGUCGACCGUCCUUACCCAGUGCAUGUACCCAAACCAUACCCAGUACAUAUCGAAAAGAAAGUUCCAUACCCAGUUGAAAAACACGUACCAUACCCUGUGAAGGUUCCAGUCGACCGUCCAGUUCCAGUACAUGUCGAGAAACCAGUACCUUAUCCAGUCAAAGUUCAUGUACCAGCUCCAUACCCAGUAGUAAAGAAAGUACCAUACCCAGUAGAAAAAAUUGUACCUUAUCCAGUAAAAGUUGAAGUUGACAGGCCAGUACCAGUCACCGUAGAAAAACCAGUACCAUACACAGUAGAAAAACACGUACCACACUUUAUCAAAGUGCCAGUACCAGUACCAGUACAUGAAGAACAUCACGAAAGCAUCAGCUUAGGAGGUCACGAAGGAGGAGGAUUAGGAGGCGGUCACGAAAGCGGUGGAUUCGGUGGUCAUGAAAGUGGAGGAUUUGGAGGUCACGAAAUUGGAGGAUAUGGAGGCGGUGAACACUCUUUCGGAGGACACGAAGAAAUCCAUGGAGAAUCCGGUGGAUUUGGUGAACACUCGCACUGA